UCGUCGACAUCAGCUCUGCGUUGGGAAGUGGGCGCGGUGUCUGAAUGUGGCAUCAGAGAAUGGAACGAGGACUCGUACCUCAUUGCUAGCAACUUGCAAGAUGCGCUCAAUACAAAAGGUGGGUAUGAGACUGUAUGGCGCGACGAUGAGAAUCACCAAGCAGGUUUAUUUGCUCUCUUCGAUGGCCAUUUGGGUAACCACGCCGCUCGAUUUGCUGCCGAGAAGCUCCCCCAAUUCAUCUAUGACGAAGUGGAAGGUAUCCUUCGGCAGUCCCUCUUGAAACUCGACAACGAGUUUUGUAAGCUAUGUAGCCAGGAUGGUCGCGACUGGGAAUCUGGGGCAACAGCGCUAGUCGCGGCUCUGGUCAAUGAGCACCUUGUAGUUGCGAAUCUUGGAGACUGCCGUGGUGUUGUUGAUAGUGGUCGCAGCCGUCGAUGUCUUUGGAAACAAGUUUCGGAGGAUCACAGCCCUCUGAGGGUAGAUGAGAAGAAGCGAAUCGAAGAUGCGAAUGGCUGGAUAACAACAUGGGAGUGUCCUCUUCACCUAAUUUAUCCGGUGAAUCAUAGUCAUCGCUUUUCCCACGAUCUCGUAAGCAAUGUACCUGACUUUCAGACAAUUCGGAUCGGAGGAAAAGGUAUCUCGGAUGAGUUUUUGGUCCUUGCUUGUGAUGGCUUGUGGGACGUCAUGGACGCAGAUGAUGCAAUUCGAGUAACCCGCGAUCUUCUUUUCGAAAGAUGUUGGUCUGCGAAAAAGGCGGCGGCUCGUCUGGCCCAACUUGCCAUUCAUUUGGGUUCAUCAGAUAAUAUCACAGUGAUUGUUGUUCGGUUCUUCAAUCGGGAGAAUUAG
This is a messenger RNA of Phaeodactylum tricornutum CCAP 1055/1, 846 nucleotides long. RefSeq lists its product with no specific name. NCBI's taxonomy places the organism in Eukaryota, Bacillariophyta, Bacillariophyceae, Surirellales, Neidiaceae. The transcript has 4 exons. The annotation marks the transcript as partial. The record is from RefSeq and is a predicted model, not a curated record. Gene Ontology annotation, molecular function: protein serine/threonine phosphatase activity. Gene Ontology annotation, biological process: protein dephosphorylation.